ACACACACACACACACACACACACACACACACACACACACACACACACACAACACACACAAACACACACUCUUCGAAGGGAGUCCAGCCAGAGUCUCAGAGGGGUUUUGUUUCUGCAGCCGGAGUUAGAAAAGUUUUUUAGGCAUUUUUUUUUUUUUUAGUUUGACAUCUUCAACAUGGUGACUACUGAAUCCCACCAGAGCCAGGAUCUGAUGGUCCCCCAUGAGAACCAGGAUCAGAACCAGAACCAGGAGCUGCAGGAAGAGGAGCAGGCCUCGCCCUCCUCUCCCUCAGCAGUAUUCGACUUGGAGAAGUUCAGUCACGGUCCCGUCAACGCCAUCACGGUCCUGACGCUGCUUGACAAACUGGUCAAUAUGCUGGACACUGUGCAGGAGAACCAGCACAAGAUGGAGAUGCAUCAGGUGGAGAUGGAGGGUGUGGUCAAAGGGAUCCAAGCAGACAUGACUAAACUGUCCAAGAGUCACAUUCACACCUCCAACACCGUCAGCAAGCUACUGGACAAGAGCCGUAAGCUAUCUGUCACCAUGAAGGAGGUUCGUGAAAAGAUGGAGCGUCAGGGUGCACAGGUGAAGAAGUUGGAGGCAAACCAUGCCCACCUGAUCAGCAGAAACAACUUCAAAGUGCUCAUUUUCCAGGAGGAAAAUGAGAUCCCCACCACUGUUUUUGUGAAAACUCCUCCUCCAUUCCCUCGGGAUGAGGGUUUGGAGGAAGGUGAGCCACCUGCACCAGGCGUCAGUGACAGCCAACAAGAACCCACCUUCAAGACCAUUGAUCUGUCAUCUGAUGAAGAUGUUGGCCUGGAAGCUGACCUGGAGGAGGAUGACUUGUGGGCUCAAGAUCUAGAGAACAUGGAAGAGUCCAAAGCUGAGAAACUGAAGCGAUCCAGCAUGAAGAGGGUUGACAGUCUGAAGAAGGCGUUCUCCAAGCACAACUUUGAGAAAAAGAUGAACAAGAUUGGAACAAAGCUGGUUUCUGUAGAACAACGAGAGAAGAUCAAACAGAAAACAGCCAGCCUGAAGUUCAGCAUUAGGAAGCCUCGCAGUAGCUCCGACUCUCAGCCCCAAGAGGCCUCUGCUAAGACCGAGGACUCGCCCUCUGCUGAGGCCGACAUCCAGGUGCCAUCAGGCAGCACUGAGCAGGAGGUCUCCUUCACUGAUGUCCAUGCUCAGCUGGCCCCAGCUGAGCAGCAAGAGUUGAUGAAAGAAGACAUGGAGGAGGAGGUGGAAGAGAAGGUGGAGGUGGAAGAGAAGGUGGAGGUGGAGGAGAAGGUGGAGGUGGAGGAGAAGGUGGAGGUGGAGGAGAAGGUGGAGGUGGAGGAGAAAGAGGAGAAAGUGAAAGAGGUGGCGAUUGAGGGCUCUCUGGUGGUAGAGGCGGAUGUGUCUGUGGUCUCUGAGGGAGUCAGUGAGGCAUAUGCUCUGUCCUCCACCCUCCCUCAGGAGGACAGACGAGCAGCAGAGGAGGAGGAGGAGGACAAUGAUUCCUAAGCGCUAAUUAAGAAAUCUGACCAACCACAGUCUAGACCUUGUUAAAGGAGCCAAUCAGAAUUUUGAUGAAUCAUUGCACUCAUCAUUAUUCAAUCAGGAACUUAAAAAAGUUCCUACAUGUUUACUCCAUACAGUCAGUUAAAUGUUACCUAGAGGUUCAUCUUGUGCAUUUCCACACUGUUCCCUUAAUUUUUCCCUUUAUAGGCUUAUUUCACAUGACCUCAUGAUGCACGAGUGAGAGUACGAAAYGCAGAUGGAGGGCAGGAAGUGAAGUAUCAGAGGAUCUGCCAUCUGAAAAAAACCCUCGUGUUUUGUGUAGUUUACAGCUGCUCCAAUUGUUCAAACUGAGAAAAGGAAAAGGAGUAUAAAAGGGAUCCCAGACCAGUUGUAACAUUAGACUUUAUUUAAUAAACAUAUAUUUUAACUGUAAAAUAAAGACUAAAAAUACUGUAGGAUGUU
Molecule: messenger RNA, 1963 nt
Organism: Austrofundulus limnaeus
Lineage: Eukaryota; Metazoa; Chordata; Actinopteri; Cyprinodontiformes; Rivulidae
Gene: cavin2b
Product: caveolae associated protein 2b
Cellular component (GO): cytoplasm; caveola
Molecular function (GO): protein kinase C binding
Source: RefSeq, a predicted model, not a curated record